UGAUGAACUAUAAAGAGAGCCCCUAACACCACUUAGAAUUCAUCUUCCCCCACCCAAAUCAAACAACUAUCUUCCUACACCAUUAUUAUCAAUAUGAAUUCCUCAACACAAUCCUCCAUCUUGUUCAGCCUUGUCUUGAUUCUCAUCAUUGGCAAUGUUGCACAAGCUCGUGUAAACUUGGGAAAAUCCCUUCCCAUAACCGACUUGAUAACUAAAGUUUGUGACGAUGAACUGGUGAUAGAAAAGGCAAAAUGCAUUGACAUCCUGACAUCAAACCCUAAGAUUCUAGCAGCAAAGAGCCCUCUUCAGAUCUCAAAGUUGAUCCUUACCUUGGCAGUGAACAAGGCCGGCAAGGGACAGAAAUUCCUUCAGACUUUGGCGGAGAAGGACAAGUCUCCGGCGAUUCAACAAUGCGCUGGAUCCGAUUAUGAUGCUGUCAUUGCAUCCUUCCAGAGUGCCCUUAAAGGGAUCGAGAACGAUCCCAUUACUGCGAAUUAUGAUGCCAAGAUCGCCGGCGAUGACGCCGAUAACUGCGCCAAAGGUUUGGCCGAAGCGAAGAUCGUUAACCCUGCUGUUACCAAGAUCAACGAUGAGAUUAUGCUGCUUUCAGACAUAGCUUUUGGUGCAACAAAUCUUAUUGAGAGAAAAACUCCUCAAUAGGGGAUGGAUUACUGUUGAAGAGUUU
Molecule: messenger RNA, 685 nt
Organism: Arachis duranensis
Lineage: Eukaryota; Viridiplantae; Streptophyta; Magnoliopsida; Fabales; Fabaceae
Exons: 1
Coding region: 94-660 (188 amino acids)
Molecular function (GO): enzyme inhibitor activity
Source: RefSeq, a predicted model, not a curated record